Wyeomyia smithii (pitcher-plant mosquito) is the source of this 867-nucleotide messenger RNA. RefSeq names its product THAP domain-containing protein 2-like. NCBI's taxonomy places the organism in Eukaryota, Metazoa, Arthropoda, Insecta, Diptera, Culicidae. The transcript is spliced from 3 exons. Gene Ontology annotation, molecular function: sequence-specific DNA binding. Bases 169 to 816 code for a protein of 215 amino acids. The record is from RefSeq and is a predicted model, not a curated record.
ACUGGCAAGCAUGCUAUUUGACGUAACGAACAUCAAUUUGUUUAUGUUUACUCUUUUCGCUCUCCGAUACUCAGUCGAUUUUGAUGUUGAUUUUAAAAUACGAAGAAUUUGAAAGCUUUAAUAAGUGAUUUUAAUUACUAGUGAUUGGUGUGUGUAGUGAAACGUGAAAUGCGCUGCCUUAUUAAAAAUUGUAAAUCUGAUAUGCACUCAUCGGAUUCACCGGAUCAAGGUGAAAAUGGGUUUUCAACGCACAGAUUCCCUUCGAAUCCAGACCGUCGUAGAAAGUGGUGGAACAUUUUAUCAUCUUCCGGAGCAGUUAACGAACGAACAUUGGAGGAGGUAGGAAUGUACGCUAGAAUCUGCUCACGGCAUUUUAAGCCGAGUGAUUUCCGCAUCGAAAAAGGAAGGAGUGGGUUACUGAAGGAUGCUAUUCCCACUUUAUUUUUAAACGAGAUUGAAAAAGAUAGCUGCCAAUUUACAUCAAUUGUAAAUGCCUGUUUGGACGAACCACCUCAGCCAUCCAUUUCUCAACAUAAAAGAUUAAGAUAUGCCGGUGAUGUUAAUCUGGAUAACAUAAGUCCAGACCAAGCAGUGAAAGCACUUCCUAUAUUUCAUAGGCAACUAGCAAGUGCUCAGCAACGGAACAAUCAUUUGAAGCAGCAAAAUUUCCGACUUAGAAGCAAAGUGUCGAAGCUGAACGGUGUUUUGAAUGAGUUGAAACACCGGAAAAUCAUCUCUUCAAAAGGCGAAAUUAUCCUAGAUGUAAAAUCAUUUUCUAUAAGUACUUUUAUUGGUUAUUCAAAUAUUUUUAAGUAGUUUAUAUGUUAUUUAUUUUAUUCUGUGUUUAUUUAUGUGUUUAGUGUUUUA